UGACUUGAACCUGAAUAAUAUUUACACUACUCUUUGUGUCAUGUUAGCACAGAUGGGUGGAACUUGUUAGAGAACAUGAUCAUUUGGGACCUAAUUGUUUAUGAAAGUAAACAUUGAUAUUAGUUUCAAACAAGAUGCUAAUCACAUAUAAGGUGUCACUACAGUGUCAUGUGGCAGUACUUCCAUGGAGGCAGAUCUAUUAAAACUUUUACGAGGUAAGAUUUACACUUUAGAUCCUCCACAGAACACAUGUAGUUACACUGUAGUGACUAACACUUUUGUUUGCACAAUUGUUAGAUUGGAAGAAGUUAGGUCUAUUGUUAAUGCUCCAAUGUUAGUUCAUAUUUUUCUCAACUUCCCACAUCUAAUAACUAUUUCGAUGUUUGUGUUUUCUUUUGAUAGGUUGUUACUGUUAAUUCAAGUGAUUAUGUUCUACACUAAUGUAACAAGGAUUAAACAUUUUUUCAUCCUGGGAUUUCCUGGACUUUCACAGGAGUAUUAUGGACCUGUGUCAGCCCUGCUUUUUGUUUUCUUCUUGGCUAUAGCUGGAGGAAAUAUUUUUAUUUUAGUGUUUGUUAAAUGUGAGAGGUCUCUUCACAAACCCACAUAUCUGAUAUUUUGCCACUUGGCACUAACUGACUUAUUGUUUGGGACUGUAACUCUGCCAAAGAUUAUAUCAAAAUAUUGGUUUGAUGACAGCAUUAUUUCAUUUUAUGGAUGCUUUGUGCAAAUGUACUUUGUUCAUUUUUUAGGGGCGUCUCAUUCUUUCAUCCUGAUGGUGAUGGCCCUUGAUCGCUUUAUUGCAAUUUGUGCUCCACUGCGUUACACAGCUCUUUUCACAAACAACACUGCUUCUGUGCUUUGUGGAAUAUCAUGGAUUUGGCCAAUGUGUUGGAUGGUGGUUAUAGUUGUAGAUGCUCUGAGAUUGCCUUACUGUAAUUUAAACAUAAUUACACAGUGCUACUGUGACCAUCAGGCAAUAACAGUGCUUGGAUGUGAGGCUGUGCGAGAAGUUCAGGAAGUGGCAUUUGGUGGGGCCAUGUUCAGUUUGCUGUUGCCUCUGGGUUUUAUCAUCGUUUCUUAUUUUGUCAUCAUUGUUGCAGUUAUAAGAAUGACCAGUUCUAAUAGCAGCCGCAUGUUGGCUCUGUCUACCUGCUUGCCACAGAUUAUCAUCACAUUUCUCUAUUACAUGCCAAGAUGCUUUGUGUACAUGGCAAAUAUUGUGGGAUUUACAUUCGGUGUCCCAAUUCGCGUAGUGAUUGUAAUGCUGUACAGUAUUUUACCUGCUGCCAUUAACCCAUUAAUAUACUGUUUCAAAACCAAAGAUAUCAAAGAACACUUGAAAAAGAAAUUAGUUAUUAUGAAAAUUAAUAACAGCACAACAACUGGGUAA
Molecule: messenger RNA, 1393 nt
Organism: Etheostoma spectabile (orangethroat darter)
Lineage: Eukaryota; Metazoa; Chordata; Actinopteri; Perciformes; Percidae
Product: olfactory receptor 52E8-like
Exons: 1
Coding region: 185-1393 (402 amino acids)
Biological process (GO): G protein-coupled receptor signaling pathway
Cellular component (GO): plasma membrane
Molecular function (GO): G protein-coupled receptor activity; olfactory receptor activity
Source: RefSeq, a predicted model, not a curated record